Messenger RNA from Lineus longissimus, 2186 nucleotides. Its product is annotated as SNW domain-containing protein 1-like. The coding region runs from base 58 to 1647 and encodes 529 amino acids. NCBI's taxonomy places the organism in Eukaryota, Metazoa, Nemertea, Pilidiophora, Heteronemertea, Lineidae. Gene Ontology annotation, biological process: mRNA splicing, via spliceosome. Gene Ontology annotation, cellular component: spliceosomal complex. The transcript is spliced from 10 exons. The record is from RefSeq and is a predicted model, not a curated record.
CAGAGUUGAAGCCAAGUUUUACGACAGCUCACUGCGCGGAGAUUCGAAACAGCGAAAAUGGCGUUAUCUGGUAUAUUGCCUGCUCCUAGCCAGAGAGUAUUUGACCGUGAAGAUGAAGAACGUGAACUGGCAUUCAGACAUCAGGGUGCCAACCAGGUCAUUGGACGGAGGACAGCGCCUCCUUAUGGUCACAGGAAAGGAUGGGUGCCUCGAUCACAGGAGGAUUUUGGAGAUGGUGGUGCUUUCCCAGAAAUCCAUGUUGCCCAAUACCCACUUGGAAUGGGACAGAAAAAGACCACUUCAAAUGCACUAGCAGUGCAGCUAGACGAAACGGGGAAAGUCAAGUAUGAUGCCAUUGCCAGACAAGGCCAUGCUAAAGAUAAGGUGGUCCAUUCCAAGUUCCAAGACCUCGUGCCCAAGCCUAUGGACCAUGAUGAUCCAGACUUACAGAAGCCCACAGAGGAAGACAUACAGGAUACCACAGAGAAAACUCGACUUGCACUCGAGAAGCUCGUGCAGGGAAAGAUAUCUGCAGCAAUGCCCGUGAGAGCAGCUGAGAAACAGGCUCCGGCACAAUACAUUCGCUACACUCCAUCACAACAAGGCCUUGCCUUCAACUCGGGGGCGAAGCAGCGAAUCAUCAGAAUGGUGGAGACGCAGAAAGAUCCAAUGGAGCCACCAAGAUUCAAGACCAACAAAAAGAUUCCAAGAGGUCCACCGUCUCCACCAGCGCCAGUCAUGCAUUCACCCAACAGGAAGGUGACAGUAAAAGAACAACAGGAAUGGAAGAUUCCUCCUUGCAUUUCCAAUUGGAAAAAUGCAAAGGGUUAUACUAUUCCUCUUGAUAAACGGUUAGCAGCAGAUGGGCGUGGUCUCCAGGGUGUCCACAUCAACGAGAACUUUGCCAAGUUAGCCGAAUCUCUUUACAUUGCUGAUAGAAAAGCCAGGGAGGCUGUGGAGAUGAGAGCGCAGAUGGAAAAGAAAAUGGCACAGCGAGAUAAGGAGAAGAAAGAGGAGGGGCUUCGUCUGCUGGCUCAGAAAGCUAGGGAAGAAAGGGCUGGGAUCAGGAGAGAGGACAAAGACGAUGAAGCAAAAGAAAGAGACGACCUGCGACGAGACAGACAAAAAGACAGACAACGAGAUCGAAAUCUUCAACACGCUGGUGCCGAUCGGCGGUCAAGAAUUCAAAAGGAACGAGAGCGUGAUGUUAGUGAGAAGAUUGCGUUAGGUCUUCCUAACAAUGCGGCAGCGUCAUCGGAGGCACAGUAUGACCAGCGGUUAUUUAAUCAGAGCAAGGGCAUGGAUAGCGGCUUUGGAAGUGAAGAUGCCUACAACGUUUACGACCAGCCGUGGAGAAAGGACAAAGAUGUCGCCAGUCAUAUCUACAGACCUUCAAAGGGAGCAGAUAAAGAUAUUUACGGAGAUGAUAUUGAAAAAUUAAUGAAGUCGCGAAGGUUUGUUCCGGAUAAGGAGUUUGCCGGCACAGACAGGACACGUCGGCUUGACGGUCCGGUAGAUUUCGUCCAAGAUGAAGAGGAAGAUCCUUUUGGUUUGAAUAAAUUCUUGACGGAAGCCAAAAAGGCUCAGAAGCGACCUGCAGAGGAUUCGAGGGGAUCGCGUGACCAUAAACACAAACGAAGAGAGUGAUCGUAAUCGUGUGCUCGUCUGACAUCUUUUGUUAUUGGACAUGAAAUUGUUGGAAGAACCGAGGACAUUCUUGAAGCAUAUUUACACAGAGGUGAAAGUUCCUCAUCCCUUUCUCCUGUAAAUUGAUUGUUUGACAAAUCCCAACUUUGUCAAUUGCUCCAUGAAAUAGGAGACUUUGUCUUGAAUUACAUGUAAGAACGGCCCCUGUUGUCCAUCAGAAUGUCAAACAUUUUACGUAUGUAGUCAUCCAUUGUGUUUUCUCGUCAUGCAUUGCUACAGAAAGUGAGUUUCUGACCCAAUACUUUUGUCCUUGUGAUUCAAAGAGGACUGGGAAUUUUGAAGUAGGGGUGGGUUAAUGACAUAUUUUAUCCAUCAAACUUGAGUCAAACUCCUGAAUGCAUGUUGUCGGACAUUUUAGAAGCAUCUGACUGGAACAAUAGUAAAUAAAGUGUUUGACAAAAAGACUUUGGGAGUUUAUGUGUCGUUAUUGUCUGGACGUGUAUGAUUCUGAAUAUAAAUAAUGUCAUUUCACAAGAUAA